AUGGCCCAAAGCUACGCUGAGCUCGCACGACUUUCUGGGGCUAACAUCGAGGACGGCUGCGUUGAAAGUUUGAACCAUGUUUUAGAUGAUUGUGCGCUUUAUGACUUCCAUGGACUGGAUCAGGAAGUCCUGGAUCAGCUUCUUCUUCGCAUUCCCGGACUGACCGAUGGUUUGGGUAUAAUGGACGAGUAUGGAGAUGGUAGUGAACUUGUUUAUGGAAGUGCCAUCUACCAAAUCGAGAGGGAAGAGGACGGGAGUCAUGUAGAUCGCAACAUCACAGAUCAAGAGCUGUUCGAUAUCAGAGAAGUGGCUAACCGAGUUCAGAACUAUGUGUACGUGGCAGACGAAGAAGCUAUCGAGAAGAGCAGGGUGAAAAUAUGGUGGUUCGAUGAGUUUGGAAAGAUCAUCUGGGACAGCUACGCUGAAAUCCCAGAUUCCGAUUUGGAUGGGCUGCGCGGUGCGAUGAUGGAUGGGCAAGACUUUGUCGAAAUUGUUGGAGAAGACGGCAAAAGGGGCGGUCAAAUUGCCCGACCAUAG
Molecule: messenger RNA, 537 nt
Organism: Alternaria conjuncta
Lineage: Eukaryota; Fungi; Ascomycota; Dothideomycetes; Pleosporales; Pleosporaceae
Exons: 1
Coding region: 1-537 (178 amino acids)
Source: RefSeq, a predicted model, not a curated record